Molecule: messenger RNA, 1075 nt
Organism: Drosophila innubila
Lineage: Eukaryota; Metazoa; Arthropoda; Insecta; Diptera; Drosophilidae
Gene: Osi8
Exons: 2
Coding region: 1-846 (281 amino acids)
Source: RefSeq, a predicted model, not a curated record
AUGAUCAAAUACGUGUGGCAUGUGGCGGCACUGCUGAUAAUAUUCUGCUGGCUGCCAGCGACAAGUGCACGCAGCACCAGCUUCAAUCACAUCAAUGGAUUGGCAGCGGAGCAAAAGAGUCAACAGCCAGCGGUACAGUCAACUAACUCGGGUGCCUCGGCAACAGGAAUCUGGAAGGAUCUGUCCCUGGUGUACCGCAUUUAUCAGCAGUGCACGGGCGAAAACAUGUCCGUCUGCCUCAAGCUGAAGCUGCUGACUGGUCUGGAGAAGGCUUUCCGCACGGCCAGAUCGUUGCCACUGUUCGAGGGUAUACAGUUUGUGGCCAGCGGAGAUGAGAUGCAGAAGCGCGCUCAUCUGCCGCCAAUCACGGAGCAGGACAUUGAGGCGGUGCUGCCGCGUGGCUUUGAUGCCAAGGAUCAGGUCUUAAAUAGCAUGAUCAUGAAGCGUUUGGCUAGCUUUCUGCAGGAUCACACGCUACAGAUCAAGUUUCCCGAUUUGCGGGAUGCGGACAGCAACACGAUGGAGGGUCGCAAAAAGAAGGACAAGAAGGGAAGCGGUGCCUACAUAAUGAUUCCACUGCUACUCGGUGGCACCUUUGUGCCCAUUGCAUAUGGUGCCUUGGCCAUGCUGGCGGGCAAAGCUCUAAUUGUAUCCAAACUUGCCCUGGUGCUGGCCUCCAUCAUUGGCAUCAAGAAGCUACUCAGUGGCGGCGGCGGUGGCAAGGAAUCCUCGCACGAGGUUGUCGUCUCUUCUGGCGGUCAUUCCGGCUGGGGACGUGAUCUUGACUUGGCCUACAGCGGCUGGAAACCGGCCAAGGAGUCAGCGGGAAGCACCAAGAGCUUGUAGAGCAGUCGACAGCUUGCGGAUCUUGCAUUUGCAUUUGGACUUCGAUUGGGAGUGCUGAGAUUUGGAGUAAACCAAAGAAACGAUUGCCGCAUGAAUUGUCUGAAUAAGAAAUAAUGUUUAGCUUAAUUUGAUUAUGUACUUGUAUGUAUAACGAACUAAAUGUGUGUGUUAGGCCUAAGUAAGUGUUAACUAAAUAUAGUAAACUUUGCUAAAAAAAACCAAAAAAAAA